AUGUCUUCACCUUCCUCCAACAGUGAAAACGAGAGUCCUUCAACAUGUGAACAAUUUAAAAUUAUUGGUAAAGUAGUUGCAAAAUAUAGACUACAAAAAUAUCGUAAAGCAUGGGAAUCUUUGGCAGACUAUACGGGUUGGUUGACUGAGGCUACAGGUAGAGAUUUUGGAAAAGCUUUUUGUCGUGCGUUCAAUAAUAUUAUGACUGCCGAAAUUAUAGUGAUAAAAAAUCACUCAAAAUCAGCUAAGCGUAUGCGAAUGGUUAAAGUAAUACCAAAAACUAAUAUAUCUACUAUGUUUAAAAAAGUAGAAAAUCCGUUAGAAACGCAAAUAAAAAGAACGGAAUUAAAACUAACGUGA
Molecule: messenger RNA, 360 nt
Organism: Diabrotica balteata
Lineage: Eukaryota; Metazoa; Arthropoda; Insecta; Coleoptera; Chrysomelidae
Source: the annotation of a GenBank genome assembly